AUGGUGGCCGGGGGCAAGGCACCUUCUCCACCCCCUUCCAUGUGGCGCGUACGACUUUCGCCGGUGUGGCGUGCUAUGCGGCCGCUGGCGCGUGCCUACACGGCGCUGCGUGAUCCAGAUGGCGCGACGGGUCUGUACUAUCACCGACUUCCGCGUGGCACAUGGGCCGUCUCGCUGCUGGAGCGUGCGCCGCCGUGCGAGUCGAGUGCCGAUGUCAUUUGCGAGCUGCCCACGACGGGCGAUGCGCCGAGCGAGUAUCUGCGCGCGAAUCCUGACGCGCCGCGCAACAACGGGGCGUUUUGGGACGCACUGCAUCGCGUGCUGAAGGAGGCGACGGCGGAUGACGACCAGCUCCGCACGGAGGCGGUGCUGCGGACGGACGGGUGGGCGCAUCUGUCGGACGAGCGGACCGAGGCCAUGCCGGGGCGCACGACGCCGCCUGAGGACAUUCUCGGGUCGGUCGCGUUCACGGACGAGCGUGUCGUACCGUCGUCGUACGAGCGGAACGACAUGUACCGCUUCUGUGUGGCGCAUCAAGGCCCUAUGAAGCUCAAAGACACCUGGCGGGCCAAGGUGCGUGCGUAUCUACAAACGCUGCCUUAG
Messenger RNA from Malassezia restricta, 603 nucleotides. RefSeq lists its product as uncharacterized. The coding region runs from base 1 to 603 and encodes 200 amino acids. The transcript has a single exon. Lineage: Eukaryota; Fungi; Basidiomycota; Malasseziomycetes; Malasseziales; Malasseziaceae. The record is from RefSeq and is a predicted model, not a curated record.